AUGGCAUUUUUAUCCAGAAGCUUCUUGAUUGACUGGCUUAAGGAGAAUAGGGUUGUUAUCAGUAGGAUUGAGGAAGUUGGAACAGGUUUACCACUAAUCAACCUUAUUAAUUCCAAAGAGACUGAGAAAAUAACAAACUACAAGCAGAAUCCUAAGACGGAACAGGACUUUGUGUACAAUCUAACAAGGGUGAAAACAUAUUACGAGGGAAUAGGGAUGAAAAUAUGCAUGCCAGUUGAGAGAAUGGCAAAGCGUAGACUACAGGACAACUUAGAAGUGUUGCAACUGGUUUAUAAUCUGUAUGAAAAGAGGGAAGUAAAAAGGAAUGGGAGUGUAACAACUGUAAUGAAUGAAAAGAAGAGUAGGCCAAUUAACAGGGUGGAAUUGAAAGACCCUCAUAAAGAUGUCAGUGAGCUGCAUAAACAAAAUGAGGAGUUAAACAAACAAAAUGAAGAGCUGUUAAUGCAAAAUGAGAAGUCACUGAGUGAGUUGAACAGACUCAGGUACCAAUUGGCUCAGGGCAAAAGCAGCACCGAUGAGAUCGAUCUGUACAGGACAAUGCUGGAAGAAACCAAGAAGAAGUGUGGUGCAAAGGUUGAGAAAUAUGCGGCAAGCUUCAUCAAGUUUGAAAAUGAAAUCCAUUUCUACUACAAUAAGCUGGUUGAAGUAGAGAAGCUAAUUAAGGUAGAAAUGGACGAUGGUGAUCUAAAGAGAAGGCUACUUGAAUUGCUCUACACCGACAAAUGA
Enterospora canceri is the source of this 747-nucleotide messenger RNA. NCBI's taxonomy places the organism in Eukaryota, Fungi, Microsporidia, Enterocytozoonidae. The record is from the annotation of a GenBank genome assembly.